GUUGAAAUUCCGAGAAUUGAGCAGCUCAGUUUCUUAGAACUGGAUUCACAGAAGUGGAGUGGCUCGGAUUUUCGAGGAAACUUUGACAAGUUUUCACAGUACGGCCAUGACUGCAAAUGGGUGUGUUCAAUUUACGCGCCAUGCAGGUGAUGUCCUGCUCAACUUCAACCGCCUCCGCAGCAGGAAUCUCCUGACUGAUGUCACCAUUCAAGUGGACGGACAGCAUUUUUAUGCUCACAAGGCCAUCUUGGUGGCCUGCAGUGGUUUCUUUUAUUCGGUCUUCAUGAACCCAGGGAACACAAACCUCAGUGUCAUCAGCUUAGACUCCAAAAUAGACCCCAAGAGUUUCUCAAACCUCCUGGACUUCAUGUACACGUCCUUUCUGAACCUGACGGACAGCAUGCUGGUGGGCACCAUGAACACUGCCCUGUACCUCCAGAUGGAGCAUGUGGCUGACACCUGCCAGAGGUUCAUCAAGUCCAGGCCGUCUUUAAAUGUGGAUGUUGAAGAAGUGCAGACCGGCAUGUUACCCAUGGCUGACCAACUCUCCACAUUGAGGCCCAUUCAUGUGACAGAGUUAGAUCUAAAAAACAGAUACACAGCUACUUUGCCCCCUCUUCAGGAGGGCAGGGGUUACAGUGUUUUCCGGGGUAUCAACACCUCCGGCUCCUAUCACGUGUAUGGUGAUCGUCACAUCCCUGCUGGCAAGCCCGAAAGUUCCCAACGAAUCGGGACCCCUCCCAGAGUAUCUUCAUUGUCGCAGAAACCAUUUUUGCAAGUCCCCAGCACCAACGUGCCUCUCAAGGAGUCCUCGGCCAUAAUCAAUCACCCUGGUUUCCACCCCACUAUUAUUCGACCGGGACCCGCCACCCACAUGGAGGAAGACAGUGUCCAGCACCCUGUUACUAACUGCCGAAGAUCAUCUCAAAGUUUCGGGAAAGGUGUAAUAUGCAGCCCUCAGAGCCCCCUCAGAUCCGACUGCCAGCCCAACUCGCCCACCGAGUCGAGCAGCAGUAGAAAUGCGACCUUGUGCCUCAAACAGCCCCCUGAUUGCCCCAAAGAAGCCAAGGUGCGAAACUGGAAGAAGUACAAAUUCAUUGUAAUGAACCAAACCCAAGUGAACAAGGAAACUGAGGCUCCCAGUGGAAGCCCCGAAAGCGGAUCCCCUUCGCUUAGUCCCUGCAGGGGCAGCGAGAGGGAACCCCAAAUGGUAGAAGCAGCCAGUGAACACAGAGAAGAAAAUCCCCUGACUGUUGACAGCCACCGCAAAUGUUCCUCCUGUGGUUGCGAUAGCCCUCAACAAGUGGAGACCACUCACCUCUUUCCCGACGACUCUUACUGCAGGGAAUCGAAGUUCUCUCCAUCAAGCUCUGAGGGCUUCCCGGAAGAAGAUUCCCCUAAAGAUCACACGGGCCAGGUCCACAGAAAGAAGCCGUACAAGUGCGACUGUUGCCAGGCUGCCUUCCGAUACAAGGGCAACCUAGCCAGCCACAAGACUGUUCAUACAGGUGCAAAGCCAUACUGCUGCAACAUCUGUGGCGCUCAGUUUAACCGGCCAGCUAAUCUGAAGACACACACUCGCAUCCACUCUGGGGAGAAGCCAUACAAGUGCGACACAUGUGGUUCCAGAUUUGUCCAGGUGGCCCACCUUCGCGCCCAUGUGUUAAUUCACACAGGAGAAAAGCCAUACCCUUGUGAAAUCUGUGGGACUCACUUUCGCCACUUACAGACCCUGAAGAGUCACAUGCGCAUUCAUACUGGAGAGAAGCCUUAUCAUUGUGAAAAGUGUGACCUCCACUUCAGACACAAGAGUCAGCUGAGGCUUCAUCUCCGACAGAAGCACGGCGCCAUCACUAACACCAAGGCGCAGUACCGCCCCACAUCCGGCAGCCUGCCCUGCUGACUGCACAGCCUCCUUUGUUUGUUCUUUUCCCCCCUCUCCAUCGGCCAAUGUAUUGUAAAAACAAAACAAACAAAAAAAACAAAACAAAAAACUAUUUUUGUAAUCCAAAGAACCAUAUUUUGUCAAUGUUUGACAAUUUCAACUAUUUCAGAGUUUAUAUUUGACCACCUCAAACAACAAUGUACAUUUUGGACUGUGAAUUUGAACACAUGGUUUUCUCGGUAGCCCAAUUUUACCAUUGAAUGGCAGGAUUCUUUUCAACACAAAAUUACUGUUAGUUUGCUCCAGUAUUGGUACGAGUUUGCCCACAAACGUCGUCAUUUAUAUUUUGUAAAUGAGAUUGCCAUCUGCUGGCAGAGCAUGGAUAUCUUGCCCAUGAGUUUUACUGAAGGACAGUGACGCAAGAUGCUUGUUAUUGUCACUUCUGGUACAUAUUUUUGUGUGUACAGAUUGACAUCCCUUUGUAUUUUUUUUUGUAUGUACAGUAUAAUCUUUUCAUAAGCCAUCAAUGGUAUUUUGCACACACAUUGCUGUUAUUCAGAAUGUCUUCAUACUAUUCAGAUGUUUUUUUCUAAUGUUACUAAUAUGUUAAAAUGUUUUGUUAACGCAUGUCCCCUGUCCUUGAUGCAGUUAAAAAAAAUAUUUAUUUAUAUUCAACCUUGCCAUAUGGUCCCAAUUCUGGUGCUGUACAAUGUGUAUUAUUGUGCCUUAUAUUCAAACGUUUUAUUGGCUACUGUCUCUGACUUUUAAUGUAAAUGCUAUGUACAUUAAUGCUUUUUGUUAGUUGUGCACUGUAUGCCGCUCUUAAAAAUGCAGACAAGCUAAAACAUGCUCAGGAAUAUUGCCUAUAUGUAAUCACAUCUUUGUAACUGCAGAAUACAUAAUAUAUAUUUAUAUUUAUGAAAUAGAAAUAAAUAUGCAUACCGCAACAUC
Molecule: messenger RNA, 2836 nt
Organism: Phycodurus eques (leafy seadragon)
Lineage: Eukaryota; Metazoa; Chordata; Actinopteri; Syngnathiformes; Syngnathidae
Gene: bcl6ab
Product: BCL6A transcription repressor b
Exons: 9
Coding region: 107-1903 (598 amino acids)
Biological process (GO): regulation of transcription by RNA polymerase II; positive regulation of gene expression
Cellular component (GO): nucleus
Molecular function (GO): RNA polymerase II cis-regulatory region sequence-specific DNA binding; DNA-binding transcription factor activity, RNA polymerase II-specific; protein binding
Source: RefSeq, a predicted model, not a curated record